Molecule: messenger RNA, 2388 nt
Organism: Anisakis simplex (herring worm)
Lineage: Eukaryota; Metazoa; Nematoda; Chromadorea; Rhabditida; Anisakidae
Source: the annotation of a GenBank genome assembly
CGUUGUCUGAAGUCAGAUCACAUAAAGCGAACGGAUAUCAGUAAUCUAAACUGUUUUGUGUUUUAUCCACCGGUUGGAUCGGCUCUACUGACGGAUACUCUCCCAGAUCCGUUCUAUAGCAGCACACGUAACCAUAUCUCUGAUAAUCUUAUCAAUGCAAUUAUCAGUAAUCAAUUAACUGUAAUACCACAAUUACAGCCACACAUAUUCCCAUACAAUCAUCAACCGAUACAAUUGUUUUAUAAAAUUGAUAACAUCGGUAACUAUAGCCAUAGUUAUUAUUACUGUAAUCAAGUGGACCCUCUAAACGCUCAACCGUCAGUCUUCAAUCAGCAGCAUUCAGCAGCAGACUUCUUAUUGUCGGCACCAGCAAGUCAGCUUGUGUUCCUGGCAUCAGCGCCCACCGUCCAGUUAUCAGUGCCCUUAUCAGUACCACCGUUAUCACUACCCUUAUCACUCACUCAACUAACUCAACAUAAGCCGGCCAACAUUCUAAAAAACUCCCCAAAAACUCAAUCAGCAAUUCCCGCCGUCAAAAACAUCACUAACAAUAACAACAACAGUAACUGUAGUAAUCCGAAGAGCGGCGUAUCAAACAAGACCUCUGUACUGGGCACUAAACGCAAAGCAUCUUCACUGUCUAGCGCAGUUGAAACUAUUGUUGGUUUUCCGCCUGCUGCUGCCGUAUCGUCUGCAGAGAACGCUGAGGCUACAACUCGAACCCCGCUAAGCUCAGCAGUCCCAGUCUCGACGUCAGUCCCGACAAAUCCACCGACUCAAUCGGCCAUCUCGUCCUCUAACAGCCAAACCACCACCAGCACUAGCACUAGCUGCUCUGUCGCGUUGACCUCAUCGUCUCAAACGCUGCUCGCAAAGCCAGCCAAUCAAAGCCAGCCUUCCAUUGCCGAACAGCACCGAACAACUCAAACUAUUGCUGCUGCAACAGUUGCCGCAACAAAAGAUCACCCAGACGAAUCAAGUGACCGAAUAAGUGGAGCACCUCCCGAUAAAAAACACUGUCUAUCGGCCCCAUCACCGAAAUUGACUUCUGCUGCUGCUGCUGCACUAUCAUCAUCACAAAACCAAACUGAUCGUGCUACUCUAAUUGGAGACAGUCAAUCAAUCAAAUCAAGUAACAGUAACAAUAAUAAUAGUAAUAACAGUCAACAAAGUUCUGUUCCAACUGCUACCACUAGUAGUGCUGCUGCUGCUACUGCAACUAAGACUAUUGAAACAAGUGGCCAACAGCAAAAAGUCCAAUCAGGAACAAAUCCGCUCAAGUGCAUAUCUGGAGUUGCUGGUGGCACAAAUCUUGCGCAAUCUUCUGCUUCACGAAAAGGAUCCUUAUCCGGUGGAUUAAGUGGCGGAUCAACAGCUUUAAUAAAUCCGAUUCUAUCGGUGAACGCCAGUUGUCCAUCGUCCAGCACUAGCGCCACUUCGCAGCAGCAGUGUUCUCUGGCCACUGUAGCGGCUGCUUCGUGUCUGUUAGGUGGAGGAGGAGGCGCGGCCGCCAAUACGUGUAUGGCAGUAUCGCCAAUUCGACCACCACUACUCAUCGCAUCCACACCACAUCAAACGGCAACAGUGAACAACAACAGUGCUGCUGCUGCUGCUACUGCUGCUGCAGCUCUAAAUUCUACCGUAACCAACUAUCAUCAAGCGCUACAUUCGUUGCAGAACCCAACAGCCGCAGCCGCCGCAGCUGCCAACCUCGCAGUAGCUGCAUCCUAUCAGGCCGCCGCUGUCGCAGCCGCUGCUGCAACCGCUAACGCAGCCGCGUCGCUUCGUUGUCCGGCGCCACCACCGCCCACGCAUCAGCUCGCAUUUACUGUUCCAGCCUCAGCCUCGGCUUCAGCCGCUGUUGCUGCGGCGGCGAAUUUCGGCGCCAAUCCGCUGACGUCGUGUCCCGUGCCGUCCACACCGCCCUACUAUCAGACGACUGCACCGAACCUCUCUUUCGCGCGCCCGCACCUAUCGCUAAACGCCGCAACCAAUCGGCAAGCGUUCGCUACAGUACCGCAACUUUCACCUGCAGCCGCAUUGGCCGCAGUCUCGAAGGCCGCGUCACUGAUUGGCUGUUCAGCUGACCCGCGAGCUACCAACUACGGUAGUUCAGCAUUGACGAUUGGACAAGCGUACAGUAACAGUAACAACAACACUAGUGCUGCUACGUUAACGGGUACUUUCAAUAACAACAACAAUAACAGUAAUAGUAAUAACAAUAGUAAUACUAGCAGUAAUACGGUAAUGGAACCACAUCAAGUACGUGGCAUUGUUGGACAGCAACACCAACAGACAUCCUCGUCGAUUCCAUCAGCUACACCAAACCAGGCGUGUGAUGAUCAUGCGAAACAGGUGUGUACGCUAAGCUUUGAAUUGAUUGAUUGA